Molecule: messenger RNA, 1229 nt
Organism: Colossoma macropomum (tambaqui)
Lineage: Eukaryota; Metazoa; Chordata; Actinopteri; Characiformes; Serrasalmidae
Gene: lrrc30a
Product: leucine rich repeat containing 30a
Exons: 1
Coding region: 357-1229 (290 amino acids)
Molecular function (GO): protein binding
Source: RefSeq, a predicted model, not a curated record
UGUUAGAGUUGUUCCGCCAAUGUUGUCUGACACUAGGAUAUGCUUCAGAUCCUUUAUCCCGCCCCUGGCUGUCAGCAUUACUCCUCCAACGUGCUAUGGACAAACAUACACGUCUUCCCAGUCAUGCACACGCACACACGUAUGUGUUUACGGCUCGACCAGGCAGCCACUUCCAGCUGGAUAUUCAAGGCAUUUCUGAUCCAAGAAUGUGCUUUGAGCUUCUCUGGACCUCCCAGGCACUGCUCGAAGCAAAUGACCCUUCUAUUCUGAAGAGAUCACAAGUAAGGACGAUGUUUUCUACUGUUCUACUUUAGUUGUUGUUAGUUGGUAGGACUCUAGGUGAUUUGUGGCUGGGAAUGGGGGGAAAGCAUUCAAAGAAACUGGCAGGUGAGGAGAUGAAACAGCAAGGAAGAAGGAGCGCAGCCUUUGAGGAAACAUCAUCAGAGAAGAUCCGCAAAUACAUAGUCACACAUUUCGGGUACAGUGUGUUGAGCCUGGCCCGCCAUGGCAUGGUGGAUGCUCCAGAAGAACUGUGGGAGCUCAUGGAACUGCAGAAGCUCAAUCUGUCCCUGAACUGCAUGCAGUCUUUGUCUUCCUCAGUGGGCCUCCUUCAAAACUUGGUGGUGCUCAACUUGUGGGGUAACCAGCUGAGCAGUCUGCCUCCUGAGAUUGGGCUGCUCAAGAACCUGAAAGUUCUCUUUGCGUACCGCAAUCAUCUAGCUGAAGUUCCUGAGGAGCUGAGCUCCUGCACCAAGCUAGAGGUCUUGAGCUUGGCAAACAACCAGCUCACGAGCCUCCCAAACAGCUUGUCUGCACUCACGGGCCUGCGCAAGCUCAACCUGAGCCACAACAACAUUGUCCAUAUCCCGACAUGCGUCUACGCAAUGAAAAGCCUGGUCUUCUUGCAUGUGGCAUGCAACAGGCUGGAGAACAUCGCAGAGCAGAUCCAGACACUGGCUGACCUGAAGAUCCUCAUAGUAGAAGGGAACUGCAUUCACUCUCUGCCUAAGAUGCUCUGCUGCCUGACCAAGCUUGAACUGCUUAACGUGGACUACAAUGACAUUCAGAACGUUCCAGCUGAAAUGCACCAACUUAACAGGCUGGAGAAGCUAGCCUGCCACCCGCUGGACAAAGGACUCCAUAUUGUGCAUAACCCUCUGCUCAAGCCCAUUAAAGAGGUGCUGGAUGGAGGUCUCCAAGCUUUUUAUAACUAUCUCAAGGCCAGUUGA